AUGGCGAUGACGCUUGCAAGAGCGACGUCGAGAUGCUUGGAAGACUUUUCGGCGCAUGGCACGGGCACGCCUGGAGUCGCGGGGCAGGCCGAAAGCCGAUCGGCAGCGCAAAAACGGCAUGCCGAUGUGACUCUGAGCCGCUCACGUGAUCGGCCCCGCGCUCCCAACAUCCAUGCACGCAUGUUCUCCCCGAUGGUCGCGGGCAGCCGAAGGAGGCUUCGUCGUCUUAACGGCCGCAGCCCCCGCGCCAAAUUGGGCAACUUGACUCCCGGAGCAGACCAGGCUGGAGCAGACCAGGCUAGAGCAGUUGCACCAACAGCUGUUGGUGCAGUGCUGGCUUGCACCGGGCCGGGCCCAGAUAUUGCAGUCUUGAGGAUAGGACCGAUUCCCAGCUGUCGUUCGCCCAUCGCUGACUCAGAUAUCGCCAAGAAUGAAAAAGGAAAUGAACUCUUGAACAUUGACGAGAAUGACAGCACAGGCGGAGGUCAGCCUGACUCCAACCUCGACUCAGCCGCAGAUGCAGAGACCGAAGACGGGGGGCUGGAAGGUAGAGAAGUGGUUCAGCCCGAAGUAAACAGGACUGACCCUACCGUCGUCGAAGGGGAAUUCCGCUACAGCUUCUACGGUCUCCGCACCCGGAAGGAGUAGAGGGCUGUUUCAUCUGGAUUGGAGAUAGAUGCAGCGUCGAUGAUGGCUCUCGACCUAUCUCAGUCUGCUGAGACUAGAGGAUUGGUUCUUUCUUAUUCAUUUGUAUUGGGAGCAUGUAGCAGCUAGAAGGCAUUUUUUAUGGACGAGAGAUCAGCGCCUCUCUUGCUAGAUAAUAAACAGUCUGCAACUCAGCAAAUUCUUAGAGCGCUCCGGUUUGUAGAGGGACUGCAGCAUCGGAAAGGGGACUCUAGAUGCGGGGACAUUCGCGCCAUUCCAACGAUAGCGACAAUACAUGGCGGGAGCUAC
This is a messenger RNA of Mytilinidion resinicola, 954 nucleotides long. RefSeq lists its product as uncharacterized. The record is from RefSeq and is a predicted model, not a curated record. The transcript has 4 exons. Lineage: Eukaryota; Fungi; Ascomycota; Dothideomycetes; Mytilinidiales; Mytilinidiaceae. Bases 1 to 648 code for a protein of 215 amino acids.